This is a messenger RNA of Microbotryum saponariae, 1266 nucleotides long. The record is from the annotation of a GenBank genome assembly. Lineage: Eukaryota; Fungi; Basidiomycota; Microbotryomycetes; Microbotryales; Microbotryaceae.
AUGCCCACCACCUACGUCGUCACCGGUGCCUCCCGAGGACUCGGCCUCGAGCUCGUUCGUCAACUCCUCUCUACUCGACCCGAGAACCGCGUCAUCGCUCUAGCUCGGAACCCUUCCAUGGCCAAGGAUUUGAAUGAGCUCGUCAAGACCCAGGAGAACGAGGGGAGGGGUUUGGUGUUCAAGGCGGACGUGACGGAUGAGCCAAGUCUUCAGGUGAGCUUUUUGUUUUAUUCCUUGGGCAAUGGUAUGGUAUCUAUGAUCGUAUGACUCACUUGGGUGAAAUAUGCGGUCAUGUAGGCCGCUGCCAAGGAGAUUGAGGCUUCGUCUUUCGGCAAGAACGGCAUCGAUGUCCUCAUCAACAACGCAGGAAUCGCUCAAGGCGCUGGCACCGUAACCAAUUCGUGAGUCCGCAGAGUCUAUUGCUCUCUUCAUUCAUGGAAAUUAUGUUCAUUUGAAGCCAAGGCCCCUACUGAAGAAUCUGUCUUUUAUCCCUUCCCUCUCACAACGUGGCAGCUCGGUGGAAGAAUUCCGCGCCAACUUUGAAACCAACGUCAUCGGCGUCGUGCAAUCGACCCUCGCCCUCCUCCCUCUUCUACGCAAGGGUUCGAAGAAACAGAUCUUUGUCAUUUCGAGUGGUCUGGGACCGAUCGGGGGUGGUUAUCAGGUGUCGUGGGCCGCGACGUGUGAGGUUUUGCUUCGUCGGCUGCGUUUUCGGCGAAGAGCCUGCGGCCCAUGUCGGGCUCGCGAUUGCUGAUCAAUUUUUGAGUCUUUCCGUUUUGUACGUACAGAUUCGGCGUCCAAGACGGCGGUCAACAUGUGGACGGUCAAACUCGCACGCGAACUUGAACCGGUCAGUAGCCACAAUAGGCAAGGUUUUCAUCGCCCGCAGCGUUGCUCAUGAAGAUCAUGCGCGACUGUACAGGAGGGUUUUACGGUCGUCCUUCAAUGCCCCGGUCACGUUCAAACCGACAGUGAGCGCAGGAUGCAUGAUCGACGUCUUGCCUUGCCUAUGAUUUGUCCGCUGACUCGCGAGCUGCCACGCUGCUGAUCCAUCAGUGGGAGGCAAAGACGCUUCCUUGACGCCGUACGAAUCGAUCAAUGGGGUGUAAGUUUGUUUUUUGGAGGGCCUUAACUGCCGGAGGAGCCAAUACUGAUAUCAAAUAAUCUCUUUCCUUCCCCGACAGUCUCAACAACACGAUCUACAAAGUCGGCCCUUCGGAUACGGGCAAGUUCUUCAACCAAUCGGGUGGACAAAAUCCUUGGUGA